Molecule: messenger RNA, 738 nt
Organism: Dermacentor silvarum
Lineage: Eukaryota; Metazoa; Arthropoda; Arachnida; Ixodida; Ixodidae
Product: adult-specific rigid cuticular protein 15.7
Exons: 3
Coding region: 1-738 (245 amino acids)
Cellular component (GO): chitin-based extracellular matrix
Molecular function (GO): structural constituent of chitin-based larval cuticle
Source: RefSeq, a predicted model, not a curated record
AUGUUUCUAAAGCUGCACGUGCUGUUCGUCUGCGUCUUCGUUGAAGCCUACGCCCUUGAGCACCAUCAGCUGAACCAGGCUGGAUACGUGGAUUUAGGCUUCGCAGGUUAUGCUGCUGCACCGGCGCCGAACCGAAGAUACGACGCCUAUGCCUCUCCACCUCAGCCGUACAGCUUCGGCUACGACAAUGUGGAUGAGUACGGCAACCAGCAGUUCCGCAGCGAGCAAGGCGAUUCCAACAACGCCAAGACUGGCUCCUACGGUUAUCGAGACGCGAACGGUCUCUACCGCCGCGUGAACUACGUGGCCGACGCGAACGGCUUCCGGGCCACCGUGGACACCAACGAGCCGGGCACGGCACCUGGUGCCAGCGCGGACGCGGUCUUCAACGCUGCACCAGUCGUUCCUCCGGUCCCCUCAGGCGCUGCGCAGAUUGCUGCACCCGCAGCCUUUGCUGCUAGGGCGGUAGCACCUUACAAUGCGGGUGGCUACAGUGGGUACGGCAGAUACGGCGACAACCCCAACGCAGGCGCUGCUGGAGCGUACGCUUACACCCCCUACAGAGGUCAGGGUUAUGUGGCCAGUGGUCCAGCACUUGGCGGCUACGCGUACGAAGGCAAUGCUCCCUACGGCUACGGUGCUGCCGGCUACGCAGCGGGUUAUGCGCCGGGUGUCUAUGGAACCGCAGCUGCUUACGGAGGUUGGCCUUCCGCUCACCAUGCCUACCGUCGUCGUUAA